CUCCUCCUAGAUGGAUGUUUGGAAUUGAACGGCGCAUGGGUACUUAUAAGGGAUAUGUGCGUAAUUAUGCUCGGCCUGAUGGAUCUAUUGCUGAAGCUUACGUGGUCGAUGAGGCUAUUACAUUCUUAUCUCGAUAUUUAACUGAUAUUGAAACAAGAUUUACACGCCCAGAGCGCAAUUGGGACCUCUCUAGUGAAGACUAUAAGAUGGACGUGUUUAACCACAAAAUACGAACACUUGGAGCUCCUAAAUUUGGAAAUCUAGGAUUAGAUGGGAAUGUGGUGCAAUGGUACCUUCUUAACAAUUGUGGAAGUGAGCUCGAUGAUUACAUAAAAGAGCAUAAGGAACUUAUUUGCUUGACAAGCUCACGUGCACAAGAAUGGGACAAUAUUCACAAACGUGAAUUUCCUGCUUGGUUCAAGAAAA
This is a messenger RNA of Cuscuta europaea, 426 nucleotides long. The record is from the annotation of a GenBank genome assembly. NCBI's taxonomy places the organism in Eukaryota, Viridiplantae, Streptophyta, Magnoliopsida, Solanales, Convolvulaceae.